AGGGAGGGAGACCAAGGAAAUCAGGUGACAGACGGAGAGGUGGGAAGUUGUGUGUCAGGUCAGCGAUUACUGUAGAUCAGUGCGGGUGAACUGAAGACUGGAGGAAUGGAGGACUCCGAGAAUAUGGCCGUGAACGAGCAGUGUGAUCAAGCUGACUCAGAGCCAGGAGGCGGGGCUGAGACAACAGUGGGCGGAGCUAAUGAGGACAACACAGAAAAACAGGAGAAGACAGAAGAUGGAGCCAAUGAGAGGGAGGCAUGUGACUGCGAGGGCGGAGCCAAUGAGAGUGAGGCAUAUGAGUGUGAGGGUGGAGCUAAUGAGGACAACACAGAAAACCAGGAGAACACAGGAGCUGGAGCCAAUGAGAGUGAGGCAUAUGAGCGUGAGGGUGGAGCCAAUGAGAGUGAGGCAAGUGAGCGUGGAGCCAAUGAGAGUGAGGCAAGUGAGCGUGAGGGUGGAGCCAAUGAGAGUGAGGCAAGUGAGCGUGGAGCCAAUGAGAGUGAGGCAAGUGAGCGUGAGGGUGGAGCCAAUGAGAGUGAGGCAAGUGAGCGUGAGGGCGGAGUCACAGAGCAUGUCAACACAGUGGAGGAAGAGAAUAAAGAGACAGACAUCACACAACAUAAAGCUGGAGAACAAGAAAAGGAGACAGAGGUAAAUAAAAAGAAAGAAAGUGAGGUAGAAGAAGGAAAGGAGAGCAAUAAUGUCCCUCAUUCGGAAGAUAAUGAUUCCUGCGAUAAAGAAGGACAGCUUGAGGAAAAGCACAAAGAAGACGAGAAGAGGAAAAAACAAACCGAAGGCAAAACUAAAACAAAGAAAGAUGAACGAGAUACAAAAGAGAAAAAAGAGACUAAAGAUGGUGUCAAAAUCAAAGCAGAAAAUCUAAGUAGAAAAAGCACAAAAUCCUCCAACUGUUCCCGAGCGGCCCGACCCUCCACCAGAAGAGACGCCAUGGCCAAAUUUCAGAAGGAGCAGACUCCGGGUGUCCGAAACUUUAAAGUUCAACGGACAUCUAUAGGCAUGGCGGGUGGAGCAUCAAUCAAACAGAAAAUACUCAAUUGGUGCCGGAACAAAACACAGAAAUAUGAGGGUGUCUGCAUCGAAAACUUCUCUUCCUCUUGGAGUGACGGCCUGGCUUUCUGUGCACUCGUUCAUCGCUUCUUUCCCUCUGCUUUCGACUUCUCCUCCCUCAAAGCCAGCGAACGAGAGAAGAACUUCAGUCUGGCCUUCAGUACGGCAGAAUCUCUGGCUGACUGCUGCCCCCUUCUGGAAGUGUCGGACAUGUUGCUGAUGGGCAACAGGCCAGACCCGCUGUGUGUCUUCACGUAUGUACAGGCUCUGUGCCAUCACCUCUCGAAGAUAGAGAAGGAGAGGAGGGAGAAAGAGACGGACACAAACACAGAAGAAGAUCCAGGGGUUUCUGACGCCAACGGAGAGAGGGACGAGAGUGGACAGAACGAGCAGACCGAGGAAAACGCAUCAUAUUCUGGCAUGCAGACAGAGCAAGAGACAGAUCCCAAUGAGAAUAUUAUUAAUGUUGUGGAUGAGAAACUCAAUGAAUGAAUGAAAUAAGAAAGGAGAGCGUAAGAAUUGUCGUAAUCUGCGUUUGAGAGUGAAUAGUGUCUAAUGUGGAUGAUCAGUUUUCAUUCUUUCUUUAAAUGUUUUGGGUUUGUAUGGGUUUCAUUUUGAACCCUUGGCUUUUUCUUUUUGGGCUGUUUAAUAAUGUACAUUUAGAUUGGUUUGAUUUCCGUCUUUUCUGCAAUUCAGAAAUAUGACACGCUUUUUGUUCUUAUGGUACACACUGUAAAUUCUUUAAGUUCAGUUUACUGAACAUGCCUUAUAUUUUAAGUAAACUUAAAGGGAAAAUUGAAGUUAAACACGCAAUCAGUAACUCCUCUAAAUCAAUUUAAAAAAGUUUAAUACUUCAAUUUCACAUAAUAUACUUCCUAAAUACUAUUAUUCUCAACUUGGAUUUAAUCUUUCAUUUUAAACUAUGGAGCUUAAAAAAAUACCUGCAAUUGGUUUCAACAUUUCUUCAAGUGAAGUAAACUAGUUUAAGAGGCAAGUUCUCCACACUUGAUUUUUGUAAUAAACUAUUAAAGUACAUCACGAUAAUAAAACUAUGAUUCGAGAGCAUCUUUCCAUGUUCUUGUAACACACACACAUUCACAGACCUGACCAAACAGCAUCAAUAACUGGGCCUGCUGGAACUGAACAGACAUCGC
Molecule: messenger RNA, 2222 nt
Organism: Pimephales promelas (fathead minnow)
Lineage: Eukaryota; Metazoa; Chordata; Actinopteri; Cypriniformes; Leuciscidae
Gene: smtnl1
Product: smoothelin-like 1
Molecular function (GO): protein binding
Source: RefSeq, a predicted model, not a curated record